UAGCAGAUACACCUCCAGUUCCUGAAGACCAAACAUCUGUCAAUUCUCCAUCAUCAUGUUCACCAUCCUUCUUAUCAUAUCAGUGUUUUACCAAGGCCAGGCUGUGAAAGACUUCGGUAAAGACUUCGUUACAGCCUUUCCAGAGAACAUCGCCUACUACUACCCUUCCACUCUCUUCAACACCCUCAAAAUCACCGCCCUCCACAACAACACCAACUUUAACGUCAUCUUCAAUGGCGCAAGCAUUGAAACCGGGACCCUGAUGGCAGGACAAACCAAGACUGUGUAUCUUCCUGACGAAGUGGAGGAGCACCAACUCGGACUCUCCACAAAAUCUGUCAGAAUUUCCAGCGACAACGACGUCACCGUGUUUUCCAAAAGUUUGAGGGGUAGCAGCAUCCAGACCAACGUCGUUCAACCUGUGACCAACCUCGGCAAAGUCUAUCAAAUCCCUUUCGUCAAUUUUACCGAGCUUAUUUUAUUGUUAAACGACUACAACGUCUCAACCGCCAGAACGUCUCAAACCCAGAAUUACAACCUUUUCAGGGUUCUCAUCAUCAAUGCUGAAGAUAAGGACAACACGGUGAAGGUCACCAAUCAACAAAGCGGCUCAGAAACGAGCUUCAAGCUAAGCGCCUUCCAGUUCGUCCAGAUGAGCGACAGCGAAUCCGCGAUGAAGAUCUCCGCUGCCGCUUAUGUUUCCGUCCUGCUCACCCACCCUUGUUUGGACACUUCCUUCUGCAAAUGCACAAUGGUUGUCCACCAGCUAAGACCUGCAAACCUCCUGGGAGACCAUUUCCUCGUACCUUCCUUUCAAAUUGGCGAAUAUUCCAGAAUGUUCUCGACUUCAGACCAGUCCGUCAACUUUGAAUACGGUUCUCCACCAAAUAACGGCUCUCAAACGUUGAAUCCUGGCAGCUCAGUCUUCCUAUCCUUCUACCAGCAUCUAACGGUGGGGUUCUCCAACAUCACAACCUCCCAGCCGGUGUCCCUCAAGCUCAUGGGCGUCGGUAGUUUGGUAGAUCUCAUCCCCGUCUCCAUGUUCUCAGCCUGCUACCUUGUACACUCCUCCUCGUUCGCCGUAUCCCAGGCUUUGCUCAUCGUUGAAACGACACAAGUGUCAGAAACGUACAUAGACAAGACCAACUCUGGCUCAUCGAUGACGUGGAAUGCCAUAAACGGUACCGAGUACUCCUGGGCCGUGGUGGAUCUUUACCUUCUGAUGUCUCAGGUCAUCUGGCAUCCCUCUUCAAAGAUGGCGGUGUACGUAUUCGAGCGAAUGGCGUCAACGCUGUUCGAUUACGGUGGUCCGGCUAUCUCCAUCAAUGAAGAACCAGACCCCAGAGGCUGCUUGGUUUCUCAGGCGAUGUUGGAGGUCAGUGAUCAGUCGGUUAGCUGGCCGGCGUCUUGUCAGUACUGUAAGCUGAAGGGUGGUUACCUGGCCAGUCCCAGCUGGGCUGAAGCUCAGCGUUACAUGAUCCAAGAACUGGAGGAAGUCGGAGCGACUGGUCAGGCGUGGAUUGGCCUCCGGCGUAGCCUGUUGACCUCCGAGUGGUACUGGCAGACCGGCCAGAACUUCAGCUUCUCCAACUGGGCCAGCGGCCAACCGGUCAGUCCCGAGAAAGGCAUGUGUGUUUUCGUAAAGCUGGAACCAAACGGUAACUACACCUGGAACAGUGCGCGGUGCUGCACCUCCAUGAAACCCAUGUGCUUCAAAGAACCCAACUACCUGCAUCUCAUCAACCCCAUUUCCUGAAUGCUAAUGCUAACAUCAUAUCUGCUAAUGCUAACAUUAAAUUAGCUAAUGCUAACAUCGUAUGUGCUAAUGCUAACAUUAAAUUAGCUAAUGCUAACAUGAUAUCUGUUAAUGCUAACAUGAUAUCUUUUAAUGCUAACAUCAUAUCUGCUAAUGCUUACAUUACAUCUGCUUAUACUUACAUUACAUCUGCUAAUGCUUACACCAUAUCUGCUAAUGCUUACAUCAUAUCUGCUAAUGCUUACAUCAUACCUGCUAAUGCUAUCAUCAUAUCUGCUAAUGCUUGCAUUUCUAUUAAUUCUAACAUCACAUCUGCUAAUCCUAACAUUACAUCCAUUAAUGCUUACAUCACAUGUGCUAAUGCUUACAUUACAUCUGCUAAUGCUAACAUCAGAUUUGCUAAUGCUUACAUCACAUCUGCUAAUACUUACAUUACAUCUGCUAAUGCUUACAUCACACAUGCUAAUGCUAACUUUGCAUCUACAAAUGCUAACAUUAAAUUUGCCAGUGCUUACAUGAAAUCUGCUAAUGUUAACAUCAUGUCUACUUAUGCUAAUGUCACAUCACCUAAUGCUAACAUUACAUCUAAAAAUGCUAACAUCAUAUCUGCUAAUGCUAACUUCACUUCCGCUUAUGCUUACAUCACAUCACCUAAUGCUAACAUCACAUCUAAAAUGCUAACAUCACAUCUGCUAAUGAUUACAUCAUAUCUGCUAAUGAUUACAUCACAUCUGCUAAUGCUAACAUUACAUCUAAAAAUGCUAACAUCAUAUCUGCUAAUGCUAACUUCACUUCCGCUUAUGCUAUCAUCACAUCUGCUAAUGCUAACGUCACAUCUGCU
Messenger RNA from Astyanax mexicanus (Mexican tetra), 2597 nucleotides. RefSeq names its product IgGFc-binding protein-like. The coding region runs from base 56 to 1756 and encodes 566 amino acids. The transcript is spliced from 3 exons. Lineage: Eukaryota; Metazoa; Chordata; Actinopteri; Characiformes; Acestrorhamphidae. The record is from RefSeq and is a predicted model, not a curated record.